CAGAUCUCCAUCGAGCGAUUGGUGGACUUUCCUUCAACCCUAAUUCUACGACCCAUGGCGAAAUACGGCGAGGGCGACAAGCGGUGGAUCGUCGAGGAGCGCGCCGACGGCACCAACGUCCACAACUGGCACUGGACGGAGCGCAACUGCCUCGAGUGGUCCCGAUCCUUCCUCUCCUCCCACCUCUCCGGCCUCACAAUCCUUGACGGGGAGGGUGGGCUCACCAUCCGCACCAAGGCCCUCGACAAACUAGACGGUGAUGCCUACGUCAAUAUCCGCAAGGGCAAGAUCAUCCCCGGGUACGAGCUCUCCCUUUCCCUCGGCUGGGAGGGUGAGGCCUGCGACGCCGCCGAUGGCAGCGCACCUCCGCUCCUCAAGGUAUCCGGCACCGUUGAAGUUCCCUACCUCGCGGAUGAGAACGCUGGGGAGGACCCUGAGGUUAGAAUCACGCUCCGGGACGAUGAUGGUCCGAUUGGGCGCCGGAUCAAGGACGCCUUCUUGGCUAAGGGCAAGCCGGUGAUCUUGGAGAAACUUAGGAUUUUUGUGGAGACGAUGAGCAAGGGUGGCCCUGCAAAGGACGAGCUUGAGGCGAAGAAACCUCUCUCGGUGACUGCCAAGAACAUCCCAUCGACAGCUUCAGCAGCUGCAGCAAAAACUCCGGCGGCCGCCGCUGUGAAUAAUGCAGUGGUUGCACCGCCCAAGGAAAAGAAGAAGAAUAAGGAAGGUUUCAAAAACAUAUCUUUGACGGAGAAAUUCUAUUGUAGGGCGAGGAAUAUUUAUGAGAUCCUGAUGGAUGAGAAUCGGUGGAAGGGAUUUGCACAGAGCAACGCAAGGAUCAGUAAGGAAGUUGGUGGGCAAUUCAGCCUAUUCGAUGGAUCGAUCACUGGUGUCAAUGAGGAGUUGCAGGAAUCUAAGCUGAUCGUUCAGAAGUGGAGAUUUGGAAGUUGGCCAGAUGGACUUUAUUCCACAGUGAGGCUGACUUUUGAAGAACCUGAACAGGGUGUUACCAUUGUGAAAUUGACUCAGACAGACAUUCCGGAGGAAGAUAAAUACGGGAACGCAACAGUUGUGGAGAACACAGAAAGAGGAUGGAGGGAUCUCAUCUUUCACAAGAUACGUGGUGUAUUUGGUUUCGGAAUGUAGAAAUAGCACUUUUCCUUCUGCUAGCAAGUUGCAAUGUUGUUAUUUCUUGGCGCAUUCUCAUUUUAUCACAAAUUGAUGCAUGGUCUUAAUAUGAUUAGUUGUUAUUUCACUCGGAGAUGGUAUCUAAACAUGAGACAAUCUUUUUACUUGUUGCUCAGCGUCAAUGUACCCUCGGUAUGAUAUGAGAAACAUAUUCUACACUGUAACAUGUUAAACUUCCACUGCAUUUUGAUUUGUGGUUUAAGUAUUCUAUUGCUUUUGUAGCCUAA
This is a messenger RNA of Zingiber officinale, 1412 nucleotides long. RefSeq names its product activator of 90 kDa heat shock protein ATPase homolog 1-like. The record is from RefSeq and is a predicted model, not a curated record. Gene Ontology annotation, molecular function: ATPase activator activity; protein-folding chaperone binding. Gene Ontology annotation, cellular component: cytosol. NCBI's taxonomy places the organism in Eukaryota, Viridiplantae, Streptophyta, Magnoliopsida, Zingiberales, Zingiberaceae. The transcript is spliced from 3 exons. Bases 55 to 1143 code for a protein of 362 amino acids. Gene Ontology annotation, biological process: protein folding; positive regulation of ATP-dependent activity.